Messenger RNA from Tetrapisispora phaffii CBS 4417, 1416 nucleotides. RefSeq lists its product as uncharacterized. The record is from RefSeq and is a predicted model, not a curated record. NCBI's taxonomy places the organism in Eukaryota, Fungi, Ascomycota, Saccharomycetes, Saccharomycetales, Saccharomycetaceae. Bases 1 to 1416 code for a protein of 471 amino acids. The transcript has a single exon.
AUGGACUAUACUAGAGCAACUGAAGUGGCUAAUGACACUAACUUAGAUGUUGGAACUAACCAACAUAAGCUUGUUUCUCCACAUGGAGGUCUUACCCGGAUGGAUAACGACCAUUCGAGUUCUCAGGUUGUAAAGGAAACCCUUCAAUCAAAUAUUGAGAUUCCUAAUGAGAACACAGAUGUUUUCAUUAGAGCAUUUAAAAAUCGUUUAAGCACCUUAGAGGGCUUAUACAAAAAAACUAUGGCAAAGCAUGACGAAUUACUUAACUCAACUGAAGCUGGUGACUAUUUAAGCAAAAUCACUGAGCUGGAAGGGGAAGAAAAAGGUCUUGCAUUAACCAUAGAAAAAUUAAGGACAAAAAUCAUUGAUAGAGAAGGACUGUUAAAUAACAGAACCACUGCUCAUACAAGAAAAUCUCUUAAUUAUACUGAACUGGCUACCGAUAAUGAUUACCAACAAAGUAAUGAAUUACCUGUAACAAGCUACAGUAAAACCAAAGAAGGUAAUCAACAAAUUAACUUGAUUAACAAUGGAUCAUUAGUGUUUAGAACAUUAAAUGGUAAAGAAGUUGUUAUCAAUAAGAAUUACCUUCCACUCAAUAUUGAAUUUAAACUUAUCAAUAUUGAGGACCUUCCUUUGUGGAUCAAGCAAUUCGUUAAAUUCCUAAAUUAUUACAAUUUAGAUAAUUUAAAUGAAUUGCCAGAAUCCACAAUUAUUGACCCUAUAGAAGAUCAAUUUAUAAAGGAUCAACUUAAGGAACAUAUCAAGUGCGAAGAUAUAUAUGACUUUAUCUUCGUGGAUAAUAGUUCACUUAAAAUUGUAAACGAAGUUAAGAGAAUCUUCAUAAGGAAACUUAACUUUGUUGCACGUCAAAAAUUAUGGAAACAAGUGUCAAUCACUGAGAAAUCCAAUAAUUUGGCUUUACAACUAAAUUUAUUGAAUAAAUUAGUUGGAAUUGAAGAAUUCAUUAACACAGAUAAGAUGGAAAUUUUCAAUUUGAUAAUCAAUAGGAUUAAUGGCCAAGUAUUGCAACGAAUUAAUGCAGUACCUAUUGAUCUAUCAAAAAUAACUCCUACUCAAUACGUAGGAAUUAUUAGAAAUCAUGCGGAGGAUGCUUUAGAAUUUCAUGAACAAAUGAAGCAAUUUUAUUCAUCUGAACGAGCAGAAGUCAAAUCUAAUUCUAAGAAUCCAGAGAAUAUUAGACCUAUUGUAAAAAAGGUAAAGAGAAACCCAGAAACUCUUAGGCCGAUUGAACAAAAAGGUAAAGAGAAAUCCAGUACAAACAGAAGUAUCCACAAAGAACUUUUAUAUUUUAAGGCUACUAUUACCAAUAAUAGAGACGUUAUAGAAAGAAAGCUUUUUUUCAGCAGCAUUAGAAAAAGUGCUACAAAAUCUAUUGAAGAUGAAAGUGUUUGA